GGAGCGGCAUCACCUCCGAGCAACCCUGCUCCCCAUCCCCGACCCUCGGGGGGACCAUGCCACAGCUGCCCAUCUGACCUUGGAGGGGCCGGCCUGGAGGGCGGAGGUCAAAGGUCAGGGCUCCAGGGCCAUGGUGGGGCUGAAGCCCCCCUCCGCGGCCCCCACCCCCGGGGUCAAGUUCCUCGGGGCCGGGGCGGCCGCCUGCAUCGCCGAUCUGGUCACCUUCCCCCUGGACACCGCCAAAGUCCGGCUGCAGAUUCAAGGUGAAGCUCAGGUAGCCAGUGCCAUCAGGUACAAAGGAGUCCUGGGCACCAUUGUCACAUUGGUGAAGACAGAAGGGCCGCGGAGUCUCUACAGUGGAUUGAUAGCUGGGCUGCAGAGGCAAAUGAGCUUUGCCUCCAUUAGGAUCGGUCUAUAUGACACUGCCAAACAAUUCUACACCAAUGGGAAAGAAACGGCUGGGAUAGGAAGCAGGAUCCUGGCUGGCUGUACCACGGGAGGGAUGGCAGUGGUGAUAGCCCAGCCCACUGAUGUUGUGAAAGUCAGAUUUCAAGCCCAAAGCAACCUGCACGGAGCCAAACCCCGGUACAGCGGGACUUUACAGGCCUACAAAUCCAUAGCUGCCGAAGAGGGGGUGAGAGGUCUUUGGAAAGGGACUUUACCCAAUGUAACAAGAAAUGCUAUUGUAAAUUGCACGGAGCUAGUAACAUACGACAUAAUAAAGGAGACUAUUUUGAAACACAACCUACUUACAGAUAACCUGCCCUGCCACUUUUUGUCUGCUUCUGGGGCUGGAUUUUGCACUACAGUUGUAGCCUCUCCGGUGGAUGUGGUGAAGACCAGAUAUAUGAACUCACCACCAGGACAAUACCUAAGCGCCUUGAACUGUGCAUGGACCAUGCUCACUAGAGAAGGACCAACAGCAUUUUACAAAGGAUGUGUUCCUUCCUUCUUACGGCUGGGAUCCUGGAAUAUUGUUAUGUUCGUGUCCUAUGAACAACUGAAAAGAGCAAUGAUGAAGGCAAGACCAACCAUUGACUGUGCUGCAUAAUUCUCUUCAUGUAAGAUAUUGCAGCAGGAGACUGUAGAACAAAGAAGGCCAUCCACAUUUUGCCAUCAGAAAGAGAUGAAAGUCAAUAUGAUAGCUUAAACAAGAUGAGAAAUUUUCUAAGUGCAGGACACAAAAAUGAAAGAAAAGAAAAUCAGCCAAUGCCCUAAGAAUUUUAGUUUCAAGAGCUUAAGAAAGAGAGGAGACAAUGCCUCAUGAUUUCCCCUGGCUUAGGAAAUAGCUCAGAGAAGUGCAAUAUUAGCGUAUGAACUCUUCAGAAUUUUUUGUUGGGAGUAAAGAAUGAGAAGCACUUUACCUAGCACACUUUUAAUUAAAGGCACUUAAAUACUGAUAUGUUUCGAGAGAUUUUUUAAACCUGAAAAUCAGAGGAAAAACAUUUGAUAAUAAAGUCAGUUUUGUAUACAAUAGUAAUUGUCAGUCAAUAAAGUUUUCCAAUAUUGCUUUAUGCCCA
Molecule: messenger RNA, 1520 nt
Organism: Ornithorhynchus anatinus (platypus)
Lineage: Eukaryota; Metazoa; Chordata; Mammalia; Monotremata; Ornithorhynchidae
Gene: UCP1
Product: uncoupling protein 1
Exons: 6
Coding region: 131-1051 (306 amino acids)
Biological process (GO): response to cold; mitochondrial transmembrane transport; adaptive thermogenesis
Cellular component (GO): mitochondrial membrane
Molecular function (GO): oxidative phosphorylation uncoupler activity
Source: RefSeq, a predicted model, not a curated record